AUGAAAAGCAAAUUGUGGUCGCAAGACCGCGCCGUGUCGGCAAACGAUACCCCUUUACCGCUACUUAGCCCACUUCAAUCCGGACAGAAAGAUGAAGCGCCAAUUUAUAAGUUUGUGCUUACUGGUGGCCCUUGCGCCGGCAAGACAACGUCACUCGACCGCCUCUCCACAUUUUUCCGUGAUCGCGGCUUUCGAGUGUACGUCGUGCCUGAGGCUUCAACAUUGUUGCAAACAGGUGGUGCAUUUUUCCUUGACCUCCAGGAAAAAGAUAUUCUCAACUUUCAAUGGCAAAUUUUAAGCCUUCAAAUUUCGCUUGAAGACUCAUUUCAUUCGCUUGCGCUAGAUAGCGGUAAACCUUGUGUGAUUUUAUGUGAUCGCGGAGUCAUGGAUGGUUCAGCCUACAUGACGCCCGAGCAAUGGGAAAUACUUAAACUUGAGCAUGACCUCGACACGGUUACGCUGCGAGAUACUCGAUAUAUUGCCAUUUUUCAUUUGGUGACAGCUGCUCAUGGCGCAGAGAAAUUUUACUCGCUUGAGAAUAACGGAAUUCGUAUUGAAUCGAUUGAAGAGGCGCGUGCCAUCGACAAACGGACUUGCCGGGCCUGGAUUGGACACCCUAAGCUCUACGUGUUUGACAAUUCGACCACGUUUGAGGGCAAGAUGCAGCGCUUGGUGGACACGGCAGCGAGACUUUGUGGUAUACCGUCGACGGUCAAAGCAUCACGAAAGUACCUUCUAGCCAAGGCGCCAGUCGUCAUCCCGUUUCACCACGAAGAUUUUGAGGUGGAGAAGGUAUACCUGAAACCCGAAGCUGCUAAAUCAAGCAACGACUAUUCGUUUGUGCGUUGCCGUUCACAGUAUGGUAUUCCUGCGUAUGGCAUGACAACCGUUCGUUACCUGGACACUGGCGAUGUAGUGCAUCUCAAACGAGUUUUAAGUGCACGUGAGUACUCUUUCGCCAUCAAACAUCGUUCUGACCCGACACGUAACGUGAUAAAGCAACAGCGUAUGUGUUUUUUGUACGAAAAUCAGUCAUUCCAGAUCCACGUUUACAAGGAACCAGCAGAUCUUGUGGGGCUCUCCAUUUUACAUGUGCAGGCGUCUUGUAAAAACGACCAAGACAUCGUUAUGCCUUUGUUUUUGAACAUCGAGAAAGAAUUGCCUGACACGGACGAGACCAUAUCGGCCUAUAACGUGUCCAAAAAGGAUUUUUUAGGUAAACUUGAGUUGAAAAAGUCGGCGAAGAAAUAA
This is a messenger RNA of Plasmopara halstedii, 1251 nucleotides long. RefSeq lists its product as uncharacterized. The transcript is spliced from 6 exons. NCBI's taxonomy places the organism in Eukaryota, Oomycota, Peronosporomycetes, Peronosporales, Peronosporaceae. The record is from RefSeq and is a predicted model, not a curated record. The coding region runs from base 1 to 1251 and encodes 416 amino acids. Gene Ontology annotation, molecular function: GTP binding; phosphatidic acid binding; phosphatidylinositol binding.